Cuculus canorus (common cuckoo) is the source of this 3175-nucleotide messenger RNA. It is a transcript of the gene OSGIN1, whose product is annotated as oxidative stress induced growth inhibitor 1. Bases 320 to 1819 code for a protein of 499 amino acids. NCBI's taxonomy places the organism in Eukaryota, Metazoa, Chordata, Aves, Cuculiformes, Cuculidae. The transcript is spliced from 6 exons. The record is from RefSeq and is a predicted model, not a curated record.
CUGCUUUUCUGGAACUCUUGCCAUGUGCUCCACUAGGUUGGUUCAGCAGUCCUUGCUUCCAUGGAUGUUGCUGGCUUACCACUAUCUACAGUCUUUCUGCUGCAGACUGCUAUGGAGCAGAAACCUGGUAGAUUGCUUCCAGAGGUCUUGCUUCCCUCUUCCAGACUCUCAAUAGUUUCACAAGGAAGAAGAUGUGACUGUUAGGAAAAAUGAAUAAUAACUUGUCUUCUUGUGUAGUACAGCCAUGGAGGGGGCUUUAUUUGUUACCAUGGAGAAGAGACCUCUGCUAACCUUCAGAUAGGUAGUCUCAAGGACCUAAAUGCUUCCAGACAGGAAGAUGUAUGCGUUAUUGACCAGACCCCAGAAUAAGAGUGGGGUCAAGCCACUGCCUGUUGUGAUCAUAGGGAAUGGACCUUCAGGAAUCUGUCUCUCAUAUUUGCUGUCAGGCUACAUCCCUUACUUUAAAAGAGACUCGCUUCAUCCUCAUCCCAUUCUUCAGAGGAAACUGGAAGAGGCACCAGAUGUCUCCAUUUUGGACCAGGACUUGGAGUACCUGUCUGAAGGCUUGGAGGGACGAUCCCAGAGCCCCGUGGCUCUUCUUUUUGAUACUCUUCAGCGCCCUGACACAGACUUUGGUGGAACAGCAGAAUCUGUCCUCACUUGGUGGCAUGAGACUGACAGAGCCAUCCCCCACCUGGUCCUUGGCAGAAAUGCUCCUGGAGGUGCCUGGCAUUCUAUUGAGGGCUCUAUGGUUACCCUGAGCAAAGGGGAGUGGAUGGGUCUCCCAGAUCUCCCGUUCAAAGACUGGUUGAAGCAAAAGAGAAGAGGCCUCAGAAACAAUAGAGCCACAGCAGAAGACAUUGCUCAAUAUUAUCAAUGCUAUGUGAUGAAGAAAGGCUUACAGAAGAAUUUCAGAUGCGGUACUGUUGUGACCUCUGUGAGGAAAGUGAGUGCAGAGAGCAUCUCCAGCCAUGCACAGAAACAUCUACAGGAGAAUAGCAACUCACCCUGGAACUUCAAUGAGAACAGUACGGAGGUCUUUCAGGUGGAUGGAUUUUUCAAAACUGCGAAAGGUGAUAAAGAAUCCUUCUCUAUCUAUGCAGAGAAUGUGGUCUUAGCUACAGGAACAUACGACAGUCCUACUUGGCUUGGGGUCAAGGGAGAGAACCUUUCCUAUGUCCAUCACAAGUUGUCUGCACUAGAGGAGGCAGUGAAAAAUGGCAGCAUUGGUAUCAUGUCAGAUCCAGUCUUGAUUGUAGGUGCUGGUCUGACAGCUGCUGAUGCGAUUCUCUUUGCUCACUAUUGCAGUAUUCCAGUAAUCCAUGUUUUUCGGAGACGAGUCAGUGAUCCGGGCCUUAUUUUUAAUCAGCUCCCUAAAAUGAUGUACCCUGAAUACCACAGAGUCCAUCAGAUGAUGAAAGAACAGUCGGCUGCUUGUGCUGGGCCCUAUGAGUGUUACGUUAGUCUUGCUGAACAUCAUGUGUUGUCUCUCGGCAAGGACAAGAAAUGUAUCCUUCAAGACAAGAACGGCUACCAGAAAGUUUAUAAAAUUUCCAUGGCUCUUGUUCUAACUGGCUCAAACCCCAACCUCUCCUUUCUGCCCAAUAAUGGACUUGACUUGGCAACGGACAGUGACCAACCAGUCAAUCCAAAGAGGAAUCCCAUAGUUGUUGACCCAUUUACCUAUGAAUGCAGUCUGGAGAAAGGGCUUUAUGCUCUAGGACCUCUAGCUGGAGAUAACUUUGUACGUUUUGUACAGGGAGGAGCCCUGGCUGUUGCCAGCUCUCUGUUAAAGAAAGCAAACAAAAAUCCCCCCUAACAAAAACAUUCCCUACGCUGACUGUGUCUGAAUGGGUCACUGCUGUUUUCUUAGAGAAGCAAAAUCAUCUGAUUUGUACAUCCUCAAAGGUGAAGCCCACUCCUGGUGUUCUCCAAGGUUAUGCAGAGAGUUCCUAAGCUCUUGCUGAGUUAUUUGAGAAGAUUAAGUCACCAAAUAGUGGGGUUUCACAGACACAUCUGUACCUUCAGUCCCCAGGGACUUGACUCCUCUUCUGCACAGCUGUGCAUGAAGAAUGUGCCUGGAGAAACAGAGGGCAAGAUAGUGAUUGCUUUUCCAUGUAACACCUUCCAGGCUGCUGGAAGUUGAAUUGGGGAACAAUUAUUUCCUGACAGCAGGCUGACAGCCUUGUGUCUUACGGUAUUUUUUCGUGAAACAAAGUAAGCUGACAUGGUUUUAUUUGCUCCUGUGGCUCAACUGUGCGUUCUUAUCAGACCAGAAAUCACUGAAAGGUGCUGCAGGUACCUCCCUGGCACAUGAAGUGGUACUCUGCAAACAAAACUAACAUAGAAGCAGUCAAAACUUUUUAUUGUCUCACUGACACCAGCAACAAGUAAUAUUUGAUAUCUUUUUUCAAAGAGAUUCCUGUGAUGUUUUUUUUCUCCUUCUUAAGAAGGAAUGGCACUGAUUUUCAAACACUUGGUUUGGCAUCUUGCAGCUUUCUGCUUUCUAAAUCGUAAAACUGCAAUAGCCAAAUACUUGGCAGCUGCUGUAGAGACAGCAGAACUAAAGGGAAGCUACCAGUCUGUCCUGUAACUGUCUAGGUACUGUAUGGGGCUUCUGCUGCACAGGGUAUUUCAGAAAGACACACUAUUUUAUAUAUUCUGUGAAUUUCUAAUGUAAUGUGAUUUUUUUUUUUAAAGAAUACUGUUUGUAUAAAUAGGAAAUUGCCACAGUCACUUUUUAAUACCUUUUAUAUAUACAUAACAAUUUUUUUUAAUAUUAAUUUUCUAAAUUAUUUUUAUUGGCAAAAUAUUCUGUAACAGACUUUCAGUCGGUGUUUGGAAUGAGCUGGAGUGGGUGGGAAUGAUGCAGACAGCACCCUCAAUAGACCCACAGGGCCUUUCAUACCUCUCACAGGAAAGAUCAGAGUCAUAGCUAAUCUUAUUUGAUGUAAAGACAGACUCUGCUCCCUGUGCUGCACCGAAACGUACUGACAUGACAUGAUGCUGCACAUGUCUCUGGAAAGCUGAGUAUGUGGAGGCAGUGGAUGUUGGUAAAUGAAUUCGUCUCAAGCUGAGAUGUGUAAGGAGCUUGUCUGUGAUAUUGCUGUAUCGCACCUGAAUAUUUUUGCCACUGACUAGUCUUGUAUGAAAUUUUUCAAUAAAGUGAUUUUGG